GAUUAAAAUUCCUCUGUAUUGCUCAGUCUUUCUGUGAAAGAGAAGCAAAACAGCAAGGCAGAGAGACUCCAGAAGAGACAGACAGACUCCUCCUGCUGCUGACUUGCCUCCUAGUCCCAAAGGAGGCACAUUUCUUCCCUGGGAGUUGCUGGAUAUCUGAGUGUUUCUCCUAACAUGAAGGUAUUUGAGUUUUUCCUUCUGGUAGAAGUUACAGGUUUCUUUCCAGUUUUUUCCAGUCCUUCCUCUCCGGUCAAUUGCCACUGGAAUCCUUAUGGCCCUUGGUCUGAAUGUGAUGGCUGCACUAAAACUCAGAUUCGCAGACGGACAAUAGCAGUUUAUGGCCAGUAUGGGGGAAACCCAUGUGUUGGGAGUGCCUUUGAAACACGACAAUGUGUUCCUACGAGAGGAUGCCCAACAGAGGAGGGCUGUGGUGAUAGGUUCAGGUGCUUUUCAGGUCAAUGCAUUAGCAAAUCUCUGGUGUGCAAUGGAGACCAGGAUUGUGAGGAAGACGGUGCUGAUGAGGAUCGGUGUGAAGAGAGCAGACCAGCUUGUGACAUUAAUAAAAUGCCUCCUAAUUCAGAACUUACAGGAGCUGGCUUUGAUGCCAUUUCUGGUGAGACUAGGGGGAGAGUGAUUCAUACUAAAAGUUUUGGUGGACAGUGCAGAAAGGUGUUUAGUGGUGAUCAGAGAGAAUACUACCGACUGAGUGAAAGCCUUCUUGCCUACACAUUCCAAGUGAAAAUUCAGAAUGAUUUUAGCUAUGAGUUUUACAACAGUAGCUGGUCUUAUAUGAAACACACAGUGCACAAUGUACGAUCAAACAGUGGCCAUUACUAUUCACAAAAGACACAGGAGAAAAGCAGCAAAAAGAGUAACCACUUCAUGGUUGUUGAGAAUGAUGUGGAAGUUGCUCAAUUCAUUAAUAACAACCCAGAAUUUCUAACUCUUACGGAGCCAUUCUGGAAAGAGCUUGCCAACCUUCCUGCUGUCUAUGAAUAUAGUGCAUACCGAAGAUUAAUUGAACAUUUUGGUACUCACUUCCUGCACUCUGGAUCUCUGGGAGGACAUUACAAAGUUCUCUUUUAUAUGGAUACUGAAAAAAUCAAAGCAGAAGGUUUGAGUAUUACAGACAUGUACAAAUGUACAUCAUCAGGUUGGAACUUACUCAUCGUAAAAAAGAAAAAGACUACCUGCUCAAAACUGGAUGAGCUGUUAAAAUCCUCUUCAGGAGUCAGUCAGAAUCAGAUUAGAGGUGAUCCCUAUGUAGAGGGAGGAAAUCCAGCGGCUGUUGCAGGCCUUGCUUAUCUAGAUUUGAAUAAUCCUGCUGGAAAUAGUGAAAGAUAUUCCUUCUGGGCUCGAUCAGUGAAAUACUAUCCUAGAGUAAUUAAACAAAAGCUAACACCAUUGUAUGAGCUGGUAAAGGAAGUGUCCUGUGCCUCAGUUAAAAGGCAUUACCUGAAACUAGCCAUUGAAGAGUAUCUGAGUGAGAAUGAUCCCUGCAAAUGUCGACCAUGUCAAAAUGGUGGCGAACCUGCCAUAGUAGAAACUCAGUGCCUCUGUUUCUGCAAACCUUAUACGUUUGGAGCAGCUUGUGAACUCGGAACUCUUGUACAAGAUCAACCAGGAGUCAUUGAUGGAAGGUGGAGUUGCUGGUCCCCUUGGAGUCCUUGCUCAGGAGGAAGGAAGUCAAGGAGUCGAACCUGCAAUAAUCCACCACCUAGUGGUGGUGGGAUAUCCUGCAUUGGAGAACAGUCUGAAAGCAGACAGUGUGAGGAUGAGGAGUUGCAACAUUUUCGUUUGAUUGAACCACACUGCUUUGAUGUGUCCAUAAUCCCCACAGAAUUCUGCUCACCUCCCCCACUCUUACAAAAUGGAUUUGUUCAAAAUGCCGAUUCCUCAUAUCCUGUCGGGAAAAGUGUUGUUUACGCCUGCAGAGAUGGUUAUUCUCUUGUUGGUGAUCCUGUUGCUAAAUGUGGGGAAGGUUUAAAGUGGCUCAUUGGGGAUAUGCAAUGCAAGAAAACAGCUUGUGUCUUACCUGUCCUGGCGGAGGAUAUGAGAGGAGCGCCAUGGAAACCUUCAUAUGAGAUUGGAGAGAAGGUGACUCUGUCCUGUCCAGAUGGCAUGCACUUGGAAGGGUCAUCUCUCAUUCUGUGUGAGCCCAGCCUCAAGUGGUCUCCUGAUAUGAAGGAUAUCCGGUGCAAGAGAAGAGUACCCAGCGUGAAACCAGAACUGACAGAACCUAAAUGUCAGCCAUGGGAGAAAGUGCAACAGUCAAAAUGUGUAUGUAAAAUGCCCUAUGAGUGUGGACCGUCCCUGGAUGUCUGUGCCACCGAUGAGAGAAGCAAGAGAAACACAGCCUUAACUGUGUGUAAGAUGUAUGCUCUUGAGUGUAUGGGCAGAAAAUACUCUUUGACCAGUGAGGAAAACUGCAAAAUGCCUGCUGCUGCUGCAAAACCUUGUGGCUCAUGUCAUUUGUGGCAAACAUGUAAUGCUCAAACCAACACGUGUGUGUGCCGAGAAGCUGGGCAAUGCGACGAGGGAGGAAUAAGCAUUUGCGUUGAAGUGAAUGGGAAAGUCACCAGUAGGACAAUGACUGAAUGCGAGGCUGGUCUCCUCAAGUGCCGGGGGGAGAAUGUCACCCCUGUCAGCAUAAGACCCUGUGAUGUACAGAGUAAAUAAGAUAUUUUAUAGUUCAUUUUGCUUCUUGCCAUGGGAUAUGUCAAAAUGUCAAUAGUUGGGCAGGUUAUGCUUAAAAGUGCCUUUGAGUUUGUUUUUUACUUUCUAUGUACAUAAAACCUUAUUCUACCCAAUGUAGGGCCUGACAUGAAGCCCACUGAAAUCCAUGAGGGUCUUUUCAUCAGCCUCAGUGGGCUUUAAUCAGGGCCCUUAGCCCUUACUCAGCUUGAACAGUCCCAUUGAAGCUAAAAUAAGGGCUAUAGGUCUAGGCCUAUGGCUUGGAAUUGGCAAGUCUGCUUUAUAUUUCCCUCUGGGUUAAAAAUGUUCCAAACUUGGCCUUGAUCCUGCAUCUUAUUUCCUGCAGGCACAUGGAACAAUCUGUAGACUCAGUCUAAAUCUGCAAAUACCAAGGUGCUAUUUAUAAAGAGUGAUUGAUUUAAGUGUCUAAAACAUGUAAAUUAAUUUGAGGGGGAAAAAAAACCCACCUCACAAAUGCACACAUACACUGAUUGGACUGGAUAGCUUCCCUGUGUAGAAACCA
Messenger RNA from Chrysemys picta bellii (western painted turtle), 3217 nucleotides. It is a transcript of the gene C7, whose product is annotated as complement C7. The record is from RefSeq and is a predicted model, not a curated record. Gene Ontology annotation, molecular function: protein binding. Gene Ontology annotation, biological process: complement activation. NCBI's taxonomy places the organism in Eukaryota, Metazoa, Chordata, Testudines, Emydidae. Gene Ontology annotation, cellular component: membrane attack complex.